AUGACGCAGCGCUCCAACCGCCAGAAACCUCCGAGGAGGAGAAGAAGAAGAAGCGUCGCGGGGCUCGUGGCUGUUGAAGCUUCGCGGGAAACGUCAAACACAAACCAGCGCUGAUGGCCUCACGUGCAGCUUCGCCUCAACUCUAACGGACCUCACCUGUCGGACACACACCUGGCCGCUGUGCGCGCGCACGCUGCUACAUCUCUCACCAGACUGCACGCGCUCUAACGUUAGCUAGCUGCUCUGUAGCUCCAGGCUAACGGGGCGCUAAUCGGCUAGCUUCGCACUAACCUGCGCUGCCCGGUUUUACCCGAGAACCAGCCGCUCUGAGGACCCGUUGGCCCGGACAGAGAUGGCGGAGAGACCCGAAGACCUGAACCUGCCCAACGCCGUCAUCACCCGGAUCAUCAAGGAGGCGCUCCCAGACGGGGUGAACGUGUCCAAGGAGGCGAGGAGAGCCAUCUCUCAGGCAGCCAGCGUGUUCGUCCUGUACGCCACCUCCUGUGCCAAUAAUUUUGCCAUGAAGGCCAAAAGGAAAACUCUGAAUGCCGGCGACGUGCUGGCGGCGAUGGAGGAGAUGGAGUUCGAACGGUUCCUGGAGCCGCUCAGAGAAGCUCUGGAAGUGUACAAAAAGGGCCAGAAGGGGAAGAAGGAGGUUUCAGAGCAGAAACGCAAAGACAAAGAGAAGAAGGUCGACUCGGAGAACGACAAGAGCCGAGAGGAGGAGGACGAGGAGGAGGACGAGGAGCGCAUGGAGGAGGAGGCUGAAGGUGAAGCUGAGGAGGAGGAGGUGGAGAACUGAGGACGAGUCACAGCCGCCUCCGUCAGCAGCGUGGUGCGUUCAGGCGCCGCCCGGUCACCACAGCGCUGCUCCUGGCUCAGUGAGGAGGUCGUCUUCCAGCCCAAAGCACAGCGACGCCAACGUCCAAAUCAUCACCGCCCGACAUCUGUCCGUUAAUCCACACAAACACUGUUCGGUUCAACAGAAGGCUGCAGCAACGAUAACAGGUCAAAAGUUUCAGAAGCUCUCGGAUGUGAUGAACGGAGCUCAUAGACGGUAAACUCAAGGUUGGUUGGACUUGGAUCCGACAGAAUAUCUUGUUUUAGGCUUUAGAGACCAAACUGUCGAUUAACGCUGGAAAUAAUCUGCAGGUUGAUCAAUACUGGAAACAAGCAGCCUGCAGCAGUCGCUGAACACCUGAGAAACACUCGGACUGAAAAAUAGAAACGUGAACAAAAGAAGUUUAAAAAGUCGAACACGUUGGAUUAAAAAUGGGCUCAAAUUAAACCUGAAGCUUCUUCAGAGAACAGAGAGCUGCCAUCGGAUGCUGGUUUUGGUAGAAACUCGUUUCCCUCAGACGUAGAUUUGGACUCUUAGUUACCGAGUUCAUGAACAGAACUUCAUUCCCAGUGAAACUAGCUGCACUAGCGAACCGCUUUGUUCCUUUUCCGAUCAGUUUUUGACCCAUUUGUACUUUUGUAGACUUGUAUAUGACUGGCCCAGAUUUUCAAUAAAUAUUUUGUAUAAAAACUAAA
This is a messenger RNA of Stegastes partitus (bicolor damselfish), 1536 nucleotides long. It is a transcript of the gene pole3, whose product is annotated as polymerase (DNA directed), epsilon 3 (p17 subunit). Gene Ontology annotation, molecular function: chromatin DNA binding; protein heterodimerization activity. The coding region runs from base 353 to 802 and encodes 149 amino acids. The record is from RefSeq and is a predicted model, not a curated record. NCBI's taxonomy places the organism in Eukaryota, Metazoa, Chordata, Actinopteri, Pomacentridae. Gene Ontology annotation, cellular component: epsilon DNA polymerase complex; CHRAC. Gene Ontology annotation, biological process: heterochromatin formation; leading strand elongation; DNA damage response. The transcript has 4 exons.